Molecule: messenger RNA, 5014 nt
Organism: Cheilinus undulatus (humphead wrasse)
Lineage: Eukaryota; Metazoa; Chordata; Actinopteri; Labriformes; Labridae
Product: NACHT, LRR and PYD domains-containing protein 12-like
Exons: 16
Coding region: 142-4389 (1415 amino acids)
Molecular function (GO): protein binding
Source: RefSeq, a predicted model, not a curated record
CAGAGACGAGAUGCAGGAGUGUGUCUUUAAUCUGAGCUCACUUCAACAGUUAAACUCAUGGAUGGUGUUGUGUCUCAGGGCUCUCUGGAUCACUGAAAUCAAUCUCACACGCCUGUGAUCAUUAUUUUACCAGAUGGGGCCAUGAAUCAGAGCGAGGAGAGAGAGCAGAGAAAGGAGGGAUCCCCUCCCUCUAAAACUGCUCUGUGUGGGGAACAUGAAGGCCAGACCGAAGCUCUAAGCCCAGAGUGGCAGCUCAGACCCGACUCUGAGGAACCUGGACCCGCUCCCAGCUCUGUGUCUUUCAGCAGUGAUCGGUCUAUUGGUGAACCUCUAAACUUCCAAGAUGGACAUCAGUCUGAUCUUCAAAAACAUGGGCCUGCUCCCAUUUCUGUGUCCUUCGGCAGUGAUCGGUCUAUUGGUGAACCUCUGAACUUCAAGGAUCGUCAUCAGUCUGAUCGGUCUAUUGGUGAACCUCUGAACUUCAAGGAUCGUCAUCAGUCUGAUCGGUCUAUUGGUGAACCUCUGAACUUCAAGGAUAGUCAUCAGUCCGAUCAGCAAAGAGCUCAGCAGCAGGGAUCAGAAGUUCUCAUUGGUCGGUCUGCCCAGCAGCAUCAAACCCAGCAGGACACCAUAUUUAUGCUGCUUGAGGAGAAUAUGGUCUGUUUUGUGAAGAGUGAGCUGAAAAAGAUCCAGAGAGUUCUGAGUCCAGAUGGCCCAGAAUGCUUAGAGAGUGAGGGAGGGGAUGAAGAGGUACCUGAUGGUGAGGAGGGGGAACAGAGGAGGAGCAGCAGAGAGGCAUUUCUGAUUUUCACCGUGAACUUCCUGAGGAGAAUGAAGGAGGAGGAGCUGGCUGACCGUUUGUCUGAUGUAAUGAGGAAAUGGAGACAACAGGAGAGAGGAACCUUAACAGCGGACUGCCCAAGAAAGCUGAAGACUAACCUAAAGAAGAAAUUCCAGUGUGUGUUUGAGGGGGUCGCUAAAGCAGGAAACCCAACCCUUCUGAAUGAGAUCUACACAGAGCUCUACAUCACAGAGGGAGGGACUGGAGAGGUCAACGAUGAACACGAGGUCAGACAGAUCGAAACAACAUCCAGGAAACCAUACAGACCAGAAAUAACUAUCAGACAAGAAGACAUCUUUAGAGGCAUACCUGGAAGAGAUGAACCAAUCAGAACAGUGAUGACGAAGGGCGUGGCUGGCAUCGGGAAAACAGUCUUAACCCAGAAGUUCACUCUGGACUGGGCUGAAGGCAAAGCCAACCAGGACAUCCAGUUCACAUUCCCAUUCACUUUCAGAGAGCUGAAUGUGCUGAAAGAGAAAGAGUUCAGCUUGGUGGAGCUUGUUCAUUAUUUCUUCAAUGAAACCAAAGAAGCAGGACUCUGCAGGUUUGAAGACUUCCAUGUUGUCUUCAUCUUUGACGGUCUGGAUGAGUGUCGACUUUCUCUGGACUUCUACCAAACUAAAAUCCUCUCUGAUGUUAAAGAGUCCGCCUCAGUGGAUGUGCUACUGACAAACCUCAUCAGGGGGAAUCUGCUUCCAUCUGCUCGCCUCUGGAUAACCACACGACCUGCAGCAGCCAAUCAGAUCCCUCCUGGGUGUGUAGACAUGGUGACAGAGGUCAGAGGGUUCACUGACCCUCAGAAGGAGGAGUACUUCAGGAAGAGGUUCAGAGAUGAGGAGCAGGCCAGCAGAAUCAUCUCCCACCUCAAGACCUCCAGAAGCCUCCACAUCAUGUGCCACAUCCCAGUCUUCUGCUGGAUCACUGCUACAGUCCUGGAGGAUCUGCUGAAGACCAGAGAGGGAGGACAGCUGCCCAAGACCCUGACUGAGAUGUACAUCUACUUCCUGGUGGUCCAGACCAAAGUGAAGAACAUCAAGUAUGAUGGAGGCGCUGAGACGGAUCCACAUUGGAGUCCAGAGACCAGGAAGAUGGUUGAGUCUCUGGGAAAACUGGCUUUUGAGCAGCUGCAGAAAGGAAACCUGAUCUUCUAUGACUCAGACCUGAUGGAGUGUGGCAUCGAUAUCAGAGCAGCCUCUGUGUACUCAGGAGUGUUCACACAGGUCUUCAGAGAGGAGAGAGGACUGUACCAGGACCAGGUCUUCUGCUUCAUCCAUCUGAGUGUUCAGGAGUUUCUGGCUGCCUUUCAUGUCCACCUGACCUUCACCAACUCUGGAGUCAAUCUGAUGCUAAGGAGACCAACUCCAUCCCUAAUACCUAAAAUCUUUAGAGACAAAGACACACUAAAGUAUCUCCAUCAGAAUGCUGUGGACCAGGCCUUACAGAGCCCAAAUGGACACCUGGACUUGUUCCUCCGAUUCCUCCUGGGUCUUUCCCUGCAAACCAAUCAAAAACUUCUACAAGAUCUGCUGACACAUAAAGGACGUGACUCAAAGACCUGUCAGGAAACAGCCCAGUACAUUUUGACGAAGAUAAGAGCGAAUGUGUCUGCAGAGAAAAGCAUCAACCUGUUCCACUGUCUGAAUGAACUGAAUGAUCAUUCUCUGGUGAAGAAGAUCCAACAGUCCCUGAGAUCAGGAUGUCUCUCCACAGAUUCUUUAUCUUCUCCUCAGUGGUCAGCUCUGGUUUUCAUCUUACUGUCAUCACAAAGAGAUUUGGACGCGUUCGACCUGAAGAAAUUCUCUGCUUCAGAGAAUACUCUCCUGAGGCUGCUGCCAGUAGUCAGAGCCUCUUACAAAGCUGUGUUGAGUGGAUGUAACCUGUCAGAGAGAAGCUGUGAAGCUCUGUCUUCAGUCCUCAGCUCUCAGUCCUCCAGUCUGAGAGAGCUGGACCUGAGUAACAAUGGCCUACAGGAUUCAGGAGUGAAGCUGCUUUCUGCUGGACUCAGGAGUCCACACAGUAAACUGGAAAGUUUAAGGUUGACUGGAUGUAACCUGUCAGAGAGAAGCUGUGAAGCUCUGUCUUCAGUCCUCAGCUCUCAGUCCUCCAGUCUGAGAGAGCUGGACCUGAGUAACAAUGGCCUACAGGAUUCAGGAGUGAAGCUGCUUUCUGCUGGACUCAAGGGUCCACACAGUAAACUGGAAAGUUUAAGUCUCUCAGACUGUCUGAUUACAGAGGACGGAUGUUCCUCUCUGGUCUCAGCUCUGAAAGCCAACCCCUCCUACCUGAGAAAGCUGGACCUGAGCCACAACCAUCCAGGAGACUCAGGAGUGAAACUGAUUUCUUCUGUGCUGAAGAGUCAGUACUGUAAGCUGGAAACUUUAAGGUUAACUGUAUGCAAUCUGUCAGAGAGAAGCUGUGAAGUUUUCUCAUCAGUCCUCAGUUCCCAGUCCUCCAGUCUGACAGAGCUUGACCUCAGUGACUGCAACCUGCAGGAUUCAGGAGUGAAUCUACUUUCUGCAGGACUGGGGAGUCUACACUGUAAACUGAAAGCACUAAGGUUAACUGGAUGUAACCUGUCAGAGAGAAGCUGUGAAGCUCUGUCUUCAGUGCUCAGUUCCCAGUCCUCCAGUCUGAGAGAGCUGGACCUGAGUGACAACAGCCUGCAGGAUUCAGGAGUAAAAGUCCUUUCUGUUGGACUGGAGAGUCCACACAGUAAACUGGAAACUCUCAGUUUGUCAGGAUGUCUGAUUACAGAGGAAGGAUGUUCUUCUCUGGCCUCAGCUCUGAAUGCCAACCCCUCCCAUCUGAGAGAGCUGGACCUGAGCUACAACCAUCCAGGAGACUCAGGACUGAAGCUGCUUUCUGCUGUACUGGAAAAUCCACUCUGGAGACUGGACACUCUCAGGAUGGCCCCUGGUGGAUCAUUUUGGUUAAAAUUUGGAGGAAAAAAGUAUUUCUGUGAACCUUUACUGGACCCAAACACGGCUCACUGGAACCUUGAACUGUCUUACGACAACAGGAAGGUGACAUUUGUGAGAGAGGAGCAGUUAUAUUCUGACCAUCCAGACAGAUUUGACAUCUGGAGCCAGCUGCUGUGUAAAGAUGGUCUAACUGGUUGCAGAUACUGGGGGGUUGAGUGGAGUGGCAGUGUUCAUAUAGCAGUGAGUUCCAAAAGUAUCAGAAAGAAAGGGGACAGUCGUGACUGUUUGUUUGGAUUUAACGAUCACUCCUGGAAGCUGUUCUGCUCAGAUGAAGGUUUUGCUGUCUGGCACAAUAACAUAAAAACAGACAUCCCUCUCUCCUGGUCCUCUUCCUCCCGUAGAGUAGCAGUGUUUGUGGACUAUCCUGCUGGUUCUCUGUCCUUCUACUGUGUCUCCUCUAAUGCAUUGAUCCACCUCCACACCUUCAACACCACAUUCACUGAACCACUCUAUCCUGGGUUUGGGUUUGGGUUUCGUGUUGGUUCUUCAGUGUCUUUGUUCUCACUGAAAGAGACUCCUCCUCUUCAGAAGCGGAAAGUGCUGCGUGUGCGUCCCUUCAGGAAAUAAAAUUCAUUCAAUUUUUUUCACAAAUGUUAAAUGUUUCCAGAAACCAUGGCUUAAUUUCUUCAAACUCUGAACAAAACUAAGACAGUUAACCAAUUUGUUAAAACUCUACCAAUGUGUUUUGACACACAUGUUCUGUCCUCUCCAUAUAACCUGGGGGUUACUCCAUCAAAGUAGUGAACAGGCUAAGCUUUCCAGAGUUGUCCUGACUUGAACCACAUACAACUUUCAGUUCAGCCUCAACUCAUUCCACUAACAAGACUCAGCUGUGUCAGCUUACUGUAGUCUGGUUUCAUGUGUGUGCUCAUGCACACAUGAUGAUUGCUGAUCAGGAUGUUUAUGAAGCCCAAAUCAAUUGACAGUUGAAAAGAGGAUGAUAAAUGUGAGCCGGGUGAAACAGUGUAUGUUGAUAAAGUUUUAGGAGGAAAAUGAACAAGACUGGACCAAAAACAGCAACACUUUCACUACUAAAGAACCAGUGAAGAUGAAAUUGCCAAAAAUGCUGGUGGAUUUAAGACGUAUAUACAGUCCUAUUUAGUUUUAUUGAUUCUUUUUAAAAAAAAUGGACAUGAAGAUAUUCAAUUUUGAUAUCAAGAUUUCAAAAGGCUGUAGCCUAAAAGUGGUUAGA